UAGCGGAAUAAAGAGAGAAUAGCAUACGGCGCGUACAGUGAUGAAGCGACAUGUCAUCUAGGCGCGAGGCUGAGGCCAGCUGCGGCUGAGUGUCGCUGACGCUGUGGCGGCUGUCGCUGAAAACCUGCUCAGAAACUCACCCGUUCUUCGUCCUCAUCUCUUGUUCUCAACGCCUAUACACACAUCUAUCAUUAAAGCUUUCAAAUGUUGAAAUCAUACAUGGCUAGUCAACGUCCUCUCUCGUUGCCCUUCCCUAGGCCAAGUGCACUCGCAAAGCAGCGCUUAUCCUCUGCAGCAAGCUCCGACGAGGGAACGUCAAAGAGACUGGCACCUUCUCCACCGCACGAUGACUCGAAUACGUCCAUCGACCACAUACCCGGCGAACCCGGCAUAGCCCUCACAGAGGCCUACGUAUACGACUUUCUGAGCUCACAGCUUGACACGACUCUUCUCGACGAGCUUUACGACCACCUUUGGCUUGUUGCCCGAAAGUCUGGCAAAAGUGUCGAGCCGCUGAACAAACAAAGAGUGAAGACAAGAGAGAUCGUUGCAGCGGAGGAUAUCCGCCUGCAUCUAGUAUGGCGCCGCAACAAAAUCUAUAUCAAGCCUAUGCCACUAUGUCUGCUCAACUUUGACUUCUGGACGACCUAUCUUCCAUUACCGGCUGAGGAGAUUAUUCCUCACGAGGGUAGCUCUGUGUCGCAAAAACGCUCUUCCCAGCCAACAUAUGACCGAAAGGUUGCACUAGGUUUCAUGCGAUCGUACGCCUUGCUUGUGCGUCAUCACGUAGACUUCGUCCUCGCGUGCGAAUCCCAUCUCUUUCCAACUGACUUUAAGUGGGACGAGUGGUCUAAGUUCAUCGCUUAUUUUCGACAUAUUGAGGACGAGGAGGUCGCGAAUCGAUAUCACUACGGCCAGCUUCGUCUUUCGAGAUUGGAUUGGGCGGUUCGCCUAUUCCGUCCUUCGUCUGCUACAACGUUAUGGUUCUAUGAGCUUCCAUUUUGGUCAACAGGCAUGUAUGUUGAGCGAGCGAUAGCGCCAUUUAUAUUUGGCUUUGCUAGCUUGUCCUUAGUUUUAUCAGCUAUGCAAGUCUUAGUCUCAGUUCCUGAAGAAGGGUUAGCCUUUCGCGGCAUAGGUGCUUCUUCACUUGCAGCAAUGAGACGGGCAUUCUGGAUAUUCUCAGUCAUAAUGUUGCUACUUUUAGGUUUAGUCUGGAUACUAUUGUUUGUCAUCCCCGCAGGUGUACUUGUCUGGCAGUUGUCGUGGGGCUUUAAGCAUCGAGGGAAAACUAACGUUAAUGUGAAUCGUGGUAAUCAAGCAUAGUUGUAAUAUAUAAUCGUCUACCGAUGG
Molecule: messenger RNA, 1350 nt
Organism: Didymella exigua CBS 183.55
Lineage: Eukaryota; Fungi; Ascomycota; Dothideomycetes; Pleosporales; Didymellaceae
Exons: 1
Coding region: 220-1323 (367 amino acids)
Source: RefSeq, a predicted model, not a curated record